GCGCUGAAAAUUGGUCUUGAGAGACCGCGCGCAUGUGUUAGCUGUGGUAUUAUGGUAGAGCAAAGAAAGCUACGGUGGACAAUGGGUUUGGGCUUGUUUGGGAUCGUAUAGCUUCCCCUCGAAGCUAUACUGACAUGUGCCUCGGUUUCGGUAAUCUCACAAGCCCGCGGGGCACAAGUGUCGCGUUUAUGUGGCUAACCGGGUCAUGCGUCAUCUGCGGGGGUAUGUGAUAACCGGAGUCAUUCCAGUCACGUGGUUUCGUGUCUCAGCUUUUCGGAACUUUCGCGAUAUCGUGUCACCAACCGCCCCUCAUCACGUCUCCCAAACUGCGAAAUGCUGGUGCAUCUGCCAGAGAGCACUUUCAGUUACAGCGCAUGACUUUUAAUAUUGGAUAUACGGGGAUAAGACUAGGUAUGAAAGCUUUUUUGACUCGUCCCAAGCGGAAAUCAUCUCCAGAGCUCCAAAAGGAAGUCGCAGAACCAGAAGAGUCAACCGAAGUCAAGUUGGUUUUAUUAUCGUCUUUGCAUCCUCACCUUGAUCAGGAAACUCUACUAGACAUCUUACUAGCGCAUGAUGGUUCCGUUUCUGAGGCAUCGGCGUCCCUUAAAGUCCAGGCCCCGGUGAAGAAGGGCACUCGAGUUAUCGGAUACCAGCAGUCCUUGAAGCAAUUUGCAACCCCAAGUGACUCGACAUCCUUGGAUACUACACCAAAAAAGAAGAAAUUAAGGUCAAAAGCCGGAAGUACAUUGCACUUAUAUGAUCCGGAAGACGUGGCUGAACAUACUCCAUGCACGAUUAUACACAACUUCUUACCACCUGAAGAAGCCAACGAAUUACUGCAAGAACUACUUGAAGAAUCAAAAUCUUUCGAGAAGAUCACUUUCCAACUAUUUGAGAACGUAGUAUCAAGUCCCCACACGUCAAGCUUCUAUGUCGAGAGCUACGACGAGAUCGAGCGCCAGAAAACAGAGUACCACUACAACGGUGGUCGACUUACGGACGUCCGACGCAUUACGCCUCAGCUUAUCAAGGUCAAACCAAAAGUCCAAGAAGCUGUCAAUUCCGAGAUUCAGAAACGAAUCAAGACUCGAUACCCUGGCGGGAAAAAGUUGAAAUAUCAAUCCCCCAACCCCUGGGUUCCAAACUCAGCAUUUGUCAAUGCAUAUACCGGCCCACAACAGAAUGUCGGCUGGCAUAGCGACCAUCUCACAUAUCUUGGACCUCGCGCCGUCAUCGGGUCGAUUUCACUAGGGGUUGCUCGCGAAUUUCGUGUCAGGCGCGUGAUUCCUAGAGACAGCGAUACGAAAACGGUUCAAGAGCAAGAUGCAGAAGGUCAAAUAUCAAUACAUCUUCCACACAACUCUCUUCUCGUGAUGCAUGCCGAGAUGCAAGAAGAGUGGAAGCAUAGCGUCGCCCCGGCAUUGUCUAUAGAUCCGCAUCCUAUCUCUGGCACAACUCGUAUCAACAUUACAUACCGAGACUACAAGGCAAACCUACAUCCAAGGUCUACACCAAAGUGUCGAUGUGGGCUGCCGUGUGUCUUAAGAGCUGUGACGAAGAAGAAGGAGAAUUUUGGGAAAUACUUUUGGAUGUGUUAUGCUAAUUCUCCCGGACAGGAAAACUGCGGGUUCUUUCAGUGGGCUGAGUUUGAUGAUGAUGGGAAUCCCCUGUUUAGAAAAGUAGCUGGCACUAAGACUUAGGGAAUCUAUAAAAACGUUUUCAAGCCAG
Molecule: messenger RNA, 1728 nt
Organism: Fusarium verticillioides 7600
Lineage: Eukaryota; Fungi; Ascomycota; Sordariomycetes; Hypocreales; Nectriaceae
Exons: 2
Coding region: 375-1700 (441 amino acids)
Biological process (GO): DNA repair; DNA alkylation repair
Cellular component (GO): nucleus
Molecular function (GO): zinc ion binding; dioxygenase activity; ubiquitin binding
Source: RefSeq, a predicted model, not a curated record